Molecule: messenger RNA, 1593 nt
Organism: Puccinia graminis f. sp. tritici CRL 75-36-700-3
Lineage: Eukaryota; Fungi; Basidiomycota; Pucciniomycetes; Pucciniales; Pucciniaceae
Product: PiT family inorganic phosphate transporter
Exons: 11
Coding region: 1-1593 (530 amino acids)
Source: RefSeq, a predicted model, not a curated record
AUGGCUAUUGAGAUAUCCGACAUCAACUCUAAAAACGGCCAAAAUCAAAGUAUCUUUAGAACAACCAAUAAACCCCUUCGUGAAGGAAAGCUUCCAGUGACCUUGCUCAGUGGCUUUUUAGGCUCUGGAAAGACCACGUUAUUAGAGCACAUUCUCACCUCUAACCAUGGGCUUGGAAGAAUCGCCACGAUAAUAAAUGAUAUUGGAAGCGUUAAUAUCGAUGCUGCUCUUCUUCGUGAACAUAAAGUUAGUAACCUAGAAGAAAGGGUUGUGGAGAUGCAAAACGGAUGCAUCUGCUGUACUCUUAGAGGAGAUUUGUUGGAAGAAGUGGCUGCACUCUCGGAAGAUAAAAGCAUUCAUUGGCUGGUGAUAGAGUCAACAGGAAUCUCUGAGCCGAUGCAAGUAGCCGAGACCUUCUCGCCUGAAUUCUCUGAAAUGAUGCUCAUGGCGGCUGAUGACUUGAAACAAGAAAUGGAAAAGGAUGAAGCUUCAGCUAAACAAAAUGCCAAAGUCCAAGCUAUAUUGGCGAAGGGCGGGCUUCCGGAAGUCGCGUUCCUCGAUGCUGCAGUUACAGUUGUUGAUGCUGUCAACGUCUUUAACGAUUUCGAAACCGCUGAUUUCUUGGUGGAUCGAAAUGAUGCCAAGAACGUUCCAGAGGAAGACGAUCGCAACAUUUCAGACUUACUGGUUGACCAACUGGAGUUUGCUCAAGUUGUAAUUCUGAACAAGAUUGAUUUGGUUACGAGCGACGAGCUGAACAAGACAAAGGCCCUAAUCCAGCAAUUAAACCCUACCGCCAAACUUCUGACUUCAAAUUACUCGCGGAUUAAUCUCAGGGAGAUAUUAGAUACAAAGAUGUUUGACUAUACUAAAGCAGCGUUAAAAGGCCUUUCUCGCCGAAGCGUCUUUAGAAAACGAUCCGUAUUCGUGGUGAUUCAGGAAGAAUUCAUUGAUGACGGGGAUGAUGAAGCGGGUAAAGCUGCGCAAGAUGAAGAAUCUGCGUCCAACGACUCCGAGGGAAGUGUCCAAGGAAACACCGCGAUGGAUGAGGAUGAUGAUGACAAGGAUGGAGACGGUGAAGAGAAGCAGCCGCAACUCAACCCCAAAAAGCGACUCGAGUCGAAGAAGGCUUCCAAAACAUUCGCUCCGCUGUUGCGCUCUAAAGGGUUUUUCUGGCUUGCUACGCGUCCCACGAUGUUUGGCGAGUGGUCUCAAGCUGGCGUCAUGCUCACCAUCACUGGUGGAGGUAAAUGGAGAUGCGAAAUUCCGCGAGAAGAAUGGUCAGAUGACCCCGAGGUGAUCAAAGCAAUUCUAGCCGACUUCGAAGAGCCCUGGGGCGAUCGUCGACAGGAGAUAGUGAUGAUCGGUACCGAAAUGCGGUCGGGUGGUGAGAAGCGUCUUCAGGAAGCACUCGACGCUUGUUUGCUCGACGAUCAGGAAUGGGCACAGUGGAAAAAGAUCAUGAAUUCUGUUAAGAAGGGCCUCCGGACGAUGGAACAAAAGGCCGAGGCACUGGAGGAAUAUUUCGAGGACGGCUUCGAAGACUGGCAGGACCCAGAUGACAACGAAGGCCAUGAAGGGCAUAAUCACUAA